CGGAGGUAGUGCUCCCCCGGGGGAAAUUGGCCGUUUCCUGGGCGGUGUCCUUAGGGUUUGGGGUAGUUUGAGUCCGUGGCGGGCUACGGGUCGAUACGGGGCCGGUGCCAUCUCUGCAGGAGGGGACCCCGAGGUCUCAGGAACAGGAUUUUAGCUGACCUGGGACUCCCCAGUGUUCAGCGCUUUCCCCAAACCCGGAUACCGGUUAUUUGGACUCUUUGCCUCAGACCCAGAAUUCACAGAUGCCAGGAAGUAUGGCCCCCCUUAAGAAACCUCAGAAUACCAAAAAGUUGCCUUUGGCUUUAAACCCCCUGAAGAGCAAGGACGUGUUGGCAGUGCUGGCUGAGAGGAACCAGGCUAUAGUACCAGUUGGGGCAUGGGUGGAGCCUGCGUCGCCAGGUAGUUCGGAAAUCCCAGCAUAUACUUCAGCAUAUGUGAUUGAAGAAGAACUAAAGGAACAGCUAAGAAAAAAACAAGAAGCUCUGAAGCGUUUUCAGAGACAAGUUAAACACCGAGUAAACCAACAAAUCAGACUGCGAAAAAAGCAGCAAUGGCAGAGGUCUUCUGCAGCAGCAGGAAAAGAAGGCUCUAUAGCUCUGCAGUCUUCAGAUCCAGCACACCGCACUCCUAAAAGAGCAGGUGUUCUUCCAAACAAUUUGAAGGCUGCUAUUGAAAAUGCCAGAUUACCUCCUUCCCAGAUGCUUGGGGGUGAAAUAGAAGAUAGAGAGAAUCAGGAUGAAUUAUUACAACAGCAAGCCCAGGCUCUUAGUCAAACCCUGAAACAGGCACGUCAACAGCUGGCAGCCUUUAAAACCGUGAGUGAAAUGAACGCAGCAGUGUUUCCGGAUGAUAGAAGGAAAAACUUUUCCACCCAAGAGGUGUCUGACUCUGAGGAAUCCUCUUCUGUUACGACAGAGGAGAAAGGGAGAAUGAAUUUGUUUUCAGGGAACCAGCAGGAUCCCCUUUCUGAAGAUAAAGACAAGCCUCUCAGCAGAGUUCAGAAAGUACAAUUCAAAAAUCCUUUAUUUGCUGUGACGAAAGAAGAAGAACUAAAGCAGUUACAUCUUCAGGGCCAUCAGGAGUUCCUGCCAGAAACCCAGGAUCAUCUUCCAGAAGCCCAAGGUGAUCUGUUGGAAACCCAGGGUGGUUUCACUGGAGUCCAGAGUGUUGAGCCAAGGCUCAGUACCCAGACUGUUGAGCUGGAAGGCCAAGCCAUUGAGCAGGAAGCCCAGGUUGUUAAGACAGAAACUCAGGGUAUUUUGCUGGAAGCCCAGAGUCCUGAACUAGAAGAUGGGAGUAUUGUGUUGGAUUUUCUACCCAAAGACCAGACUAUUCAAGUGAAAUGUCAGGAUCAGGAUAUUCUACCCAAAGACCAGAAUAUUCUACCCAAAUGUGUACUGAAAAACCAGCACCAGGAUUUUCUACCCAAAGACGAGCUUAUUCUCUCCAAAGACCAGAAUGUUCUACCCAAAGGCCAAGAUCAUCAUUUUCUACCCCAAGAUCAGUGUGUUCUCCCCAAAGACCAGAAUAUUCUACUCAAAUAUCAGGACCAGGAUUUUCUACCCAGAGAUGAGAAAGUGUACUUCAAGAAGCCUUAUUCUGGUAUGACCAAUGAGAAAGGGAGAGAAGACUUUUCUCUGGCAGGUUGUCAGUAUCCACCUCCUAAACUCCAGGACCAGGCUUUCAUCAGAGAUCAGAACAAGUAUAUUAAGCAAUUCUCAUCUUUAGAGAAAUGGGCGGUCAAAAGAGAAAUUGCUUCUGGAGUGCCAUCGAACAUAUACUUGAGGCAGCAGCCAUUUGUUGAGACAACUGAAAGAUGGCAAGAGGAAUUGCAUCUGGAUGGCCAUCGGCAUCUUCCUCCCAAGCACCAGAGAGGGGCUUCUAGCAGAAGACAGGUUUAUGAUGAAUAUCAGUCAGGAUUGAACACUGGGUUCCCACUGGCACUUCAGUCUGGGGUAGAUCAAGAAGAGAAGAAGAAAGAGCGUCAAAAGCAGUACCUCAGGUAUAGACGACUUUUCAUGGAUAUUGAAAGAGAACAGGUGAGAGAACAACAAAGGCAAAAAGAACAUAGGAAGAAAAUUGACAAGUCUGAGAGUGAUUCUGCAUUUAUUCUGCCAACAUUAACUUGGCAUCUUCCAUAUACUGGCACUGUCCUAGGCACAGGUAAUACAAAGAAAAAUACAAUGUAAUUCUUUUACUUGAAGAACCUUAUAAUCUAUGGUGGAUGGGGGAACAAUUGCAUGCAAACAAGUAAUAUAAUUAUUAUAAUAGAACCAAUAGGUAUAGAAUCUCUGGGAACACAGAAGAAGGUUUAUUGAUUCCCUCUGGAGAACAGAUAAAUUAUUACAUUUCAUUUGGGCCUAGAUGGAUAAGUGUGCUGGAGAAGCAGAUAAGGAUGGUGAAGUAGAGGAAUCAAAACUGAGUUAGGAUGGAAGGAAAUAAUAAUUUUAAUGUAGAGUUUCAUAAUUUACAAUGGCUUUCAUAUAUUACCUUGUUUAGUACUCCUUAUCAAUAAAUCAUUUAUGGAGAGGCUACCACAUGCCAGACACUGUAAUAUAUGGUGAGAACAUAAAAUUUGAAUGUGUGGCAGGAGAGUGGUUCAUAGCACAGGUUUAGAAGCAAAUAGUCUUAGGACUGAAUUGGACACUUACUAGCUGUGUAACCUCAAACACGUUCCUAUACCUCUGAGGCUCAAUAUCCUUAAUUAUAAAAUGAGGAUUAUAAUGCCAUCUUCUAGGUUGUUGAUAACAUUAAAUGGAGAUAUAUAUGUAAAGUAUUUAAUAUUGUAUCUGGCAUUUAAUAAAAUGACAGUAAAUAGUAGCUAUUACUUCCGUGGUAGUGAUGGUGAUGAUGGUAAAUAGGAUGAGCACCAAGAGAGGCCAGACAAAAAGGCAAAUGAAAAAAAUAAUGCUACAUGAAAAGUGAGGCAGGAAUGGUCUACGGAGGUCAAGAAAGGCUUUAUAGAUGAGUUAAUACUCAAAGUGGGUCUUGAAGGGUGAAUUGGAAUUUUCUGGAUGGUCAAGGAACUUGUAUGAAUGUAUAAGGUAUGUCUGGGAAACAAGGUGAAAACUUAGGGUUGCUAAACUGGUGGGAAUGAAGUGGCAAAGGGGUAUAACAAAGCUGUUGAAAUAUUUUAAGGCAUAAGUCUUAUGAUCUGAUUUGUGUUUUAGAAAGAUUACUCAGCAGAAUACAGAAUGGUCUGAAAGGGACAGAAAACUAAGGCAAAGGGUUUAGUUAAAAAGUUAUUGUAGUAGUUGAGGUAGGAGGUGAGGAGGACAUUGGGAACAGAGAGGCAUAUAUUUAAUAAAAUUAAAGAAGUAAAAUCCAUAGGACGUAAUGAUCAAUUGGGUUUGGUGUUGAGAAAGGAGUCAAGGGUAAUUUCUAAUGUUCUUGGAAAACUGAAUGAGUGGUAAUACCAUUAACAUAGAUGGGAAAUGCCUAAAAAAAACAGAGUUGGCAGAAUGCUAGUGAGUUCAGUUUUGGACAUUGAGUUCGAGAAGCCUGUGGACUAUUAAGGGAAGGCUGACAUACACACAUUUGGAAAUAAGGAACUAGAUUUCUUGGAACAAUGGGAGCAAAGACUUCUUUAGGAAUUUUCAGUAUGAAUAUGGACCAAUCACAGGGCUACCUCUUGGGGACAGAGAAUUAAGCAGAGCUUUUGUUGGUGUUCAGGAACUGAAUUAACAAAAUUGAAGACUUGAGGGGUCUCAAAAAGUUUAUUAGUUUUCUUCUCAAGAUAUUUGCCAAAGUCUAAAUUUGUGUAGGAAAGAAAGCUGAAGGGCUAAGUUGAAAACUUCUGGGAAGCAGAAAUGUUCUAUAGUCUUGUGGUGCUGAGGAGAUGCAGAGUUCAGGACCCACCGAGGUGAGGCAGUGGAGCAAGGAUCCAAGGAAUAUACCAGGCUUUCAGUUGAAAGCUUUGGAGAGUUAUAUUCCAAGAAGAUGGUCUAACCAGCUGUAGACCAAGUGGACCUAAAACAUUGCUCAAACCACAAAGCAGCCUUGAUUCUGCUGAGUGCCUGACUGGAUUAAGGUGAUGAAUCUGUACUCUCUGCCUAGCAGAGAAAAGGGUGAACCUUUUUUAGUCAAAAAUAACAUCAUUUGGAGCCUCUAAAAAUUUUAACAAUUUUCAGCAUUCAAUCAAAAUUUCUUGGCAUGUCAGAUAGAACCUGAUGACUAAAAGACAGGCAAGAGAAAAAAGAGGCAACAGAAGCAGACUCAAAAGUGACACAGACAUUAGUGUUAGCAGGCAAGUACUUUAAAAAGAUUUAUAUACUUAUGCAGAUAUAGGGGGAAAAUGGACAAAAAUAAAUGAAAAAAAUAAGAGAAUUUCACCAGAGAACUGGAAAUUAUAAAAUAAAGUAGAAAGUGUGAAUUGAACAGUAUAAAAUAGGAACUCAAUAAAUACACAAUGAGCUACCACUUCAUAUUCAUUAGAAUAGCUUAAAAAAAAAAAAAACCAAACCAAAAAUAACAACAGUACCAGAUAUUGGCAAGGAUGUAGAUUAGCUGUAACUCAUGUGUUGAUGGUUAAAGUGGAAAAAAGUGCAACCACUUUAGAAAACUGUUAUUAUUUUGUGUAAGCAUACACCCACCCUGUGACCUAGCCAUUUUACCGCUAGAUAUGUCCUCCUGAAAAAUGAAAACAUUUAUAACAGUGGCAGAAUAUAUUAUUUCCAAGUGCCCAUGGCACAUUUACCAAAAUUGAUCAUAUCCUGGGUCAUUUUUCAGAGUAUGUUCUCUGAUUAUAAUGAUACUAAGCUAGAAGUCAAUAAGCAGUACAUUUUUAAAGAAUUCUGGGUCAAAGGUAAAAUUACACUGGAAAUUAGGAAAUACUUUGAAGAGAAUCAUAAUGAUGAUAAAACAUACCAAAACUUAUCAGGUGCAUCUAAACCAGUGCUUAGAGGGAAUGUUAGAGCAGCUCUGCCUAAUUGCAAUUACCAGAAAAAGUAAAAAGGCUAAAUUCAAUGUUUUAACUUUCCAUCUUAUUCUAGAAAAAUAGCAAAUCAAGCUAGAAGAAGGAUGUCGCAGAGCAGAAAUCAAUGAAAUAGAAAAAUGCACAGUGGAGAAAAUCAACAAAGCCAAAAACUGGUUCUUUGAGAAUUUAUUUUUGCCAGGGACGUGCCACUUUUACUAAUCAGUAAAAAGAAAAGAGAGAAAACACAAGUUACCAAUAUUAGGAAUGAAAAAGGAGCCAUUACUACAGAACCUAGAGACAUUAAAUGAUAAUAAGAGAACUUUGUGGACAACUCUACACUAAAAAUUUUGAUCAUUUCGGUAAGACAAACUCCUUUAAAAAUGAAAAACUGAAAAUGGAUGCAAGAAGAAAUACAAAUCUGAAUAAUCCUUAUCACUUAAGGAAUUAAAUAGUAAAAAUCUUAGCAAAAAGAAAAAUUCAGUCUCUGAUGUCUUCAUUCCAAAUAUUCAAAGAAAAUAGUAACACUAAGUUUUAAAUAAACUAUUUUGGACAAUAGAAAACAGGGAAUACUUCUCAAAUGACUGCAGAGGCCAGCUUAAAUAGGAAAGCAACAUUACAGACCAAUUUCUUUCAUGAACAUAAAUGUAAAAAUUCCAAGAAAAAAGAUUAGCCUUUGAGGGGCACUGCUACAAGCCCCGGUUCUUGGAGCUUCUGCUAGAGCCUCCGCCUCCUGCCUGAGGACAGGUUCUUAAACACCCCUGAACUUCUCCCAACCUGUGGACCGAGUGGAGACAAACCUCUGUGCAACGAUAAUGAUGAUGGAAAAAAUAAGUACACAUUCCAAGAUGUUUAAGAAUUGUCUUUGGAUGGUGAAAAUAAAUCAUUGUUUUUUAAUUCUUCAUUUCCUAAUUUUUCAAAUUUCUCAUCAUUAGUAUAUUUGACUUCAGGAGCCUCAGCAGUAUCUGCUUUGUAAGGGGCCCCUUGCUGCUCAAUAUCCUGUUUAUUUUGCAAUAGAGAGUAAAGGACUUAAGAAAUGUUUAUGUGGUGAUCCACUAGUGAGAAUGCUUUUCCUGUGAGGUGUUUAAUAGUUCCUUUGGUACGUUUUUAUUCUCACAUGCUUUUUUGCCCCCUUGUGAUAUAUUAAGUGUUGUCCUGAAAGCAGCUUGACAAAAACUGUUGCAGUGGAACUAUGUGUUAUGUAUUUUGGAUUAAGGUAGAAGAGGCUUGGAAAAAUCCUCAUGAAGUUGUCUAGAGUACCCUUUAUGCAGGAUUCUAUUUAAAUAUCUCAAGAAUUUUUUCUGUUCUUAAUGUUCUUUAGGACUGUAAUUAUAUAAUCUCCCUGGAUAACAAUUUUAGUAUCUCAGGAAGUUCAUUCUUAAUAUCUAGACCAGAUUUGUCUUUCUAUAACCUAGUCGUUUAGCCAUGAUUAUGGUCUGAUAUGCAUCAAAAAAAACUUUCAAUUCUAUAAUACCCAUAUAUAAGCAUGUUACAGACUCGUCAACAAAGAUAGAAUGAAAAUUUAGGUCAGUUCCUUUAACUGCAGCCGAGACAUCCCUGCUGUGGGUAUUUUAUGUAUAACCUAAAUCUUCUUAUGACAUGCCUACCACAUGGCAUAGUCAGUGGGAAAUUCUCCUUUAGCUAUACCCCUGACCUUCUUUGAAAGCUUUUCUGCUUCAGGCUUUUGUUUUAUUGCCUUUUUUCUCACUGGAUAAUCUUUCUCUUCUUGGAUUUAUAUUCUUGACCCCAGAAAAAAUAUAAGGUCCCUGUCAUACAGAUGCUAUCAGAAAAUUCAAUCUGUUAUUGUUGAUAGUUUGCAAAUAAUUAAAAUUCUUUUUUUGCUCUUCCCCUAUUGCAUAAGCUAAAUCAUGUAUGCCUUUGCACGGAGGUUAUAUGAUUUAAUGCAAAGACAAAACUACUUCAGCAGCAUUCUAAAUAAAAAUACAUCUGCUCUCUAAACAGUAAUAGAUAAUAACUGCCUUCCCUCACUCAGUUGUUAUAAGGAUCAAAUGAUACGUUUCAUUCAUGCAUUUAGAAGAUAUUUAUUGAACAGCUAUUAAUUAGUAGAUAUGAUGCUAGACAUAGUGGUGCAAAAAAUGAAAGAUACGAUCUUAUUCUUUAAGGAUCUUACUAGAAAGAUUUCAUUGACUAACGUAGAAGCAGAUAAAUGAUAAUUAUAA
Molecule: messenger RNA, 7092 nt
Organism: Manis pentadactyla (Chinese pangolin)
Lineage: Eukaryota; Metazoa; Chordata; Mammalia; Pholidota; Manidae
Gene: CCDC15
Product: coiled-coil domain containing 15
Exons: 13
Coding region: 243-2189 (648 amino acids)
Cellular component (GO): centrosome
Source: RefSeq, a predicted model, not a curated record